Sceloporus undulatus (fence lizard) is the source of this 7305-nucleotide messenger RNA. It is a transcript of the gene PRPH, whose product is annotated as peripherin. Gene Ontology annotation, cellular component: plasma membrane; type III intermediate filament; axon. NCBI's taxonomy places the organism in Eukaryota, Metazoa, Chordata, Lepidosauria, Squamata, Phrynosomatidae. The transcript has 9 exons. The coding region runs from base 87 to 1496 and encodes 469 amino acids. The record is from RefSeq and is a predicted model, not a curated record.
CUCCCGGGAAAGCCGGCGCCUUCUUCUGCUGCUUCUCCUUCUCGCUUCUCCUGCGGUAGCUGCUCCCUCUCUCCUCCGGGGCCACCAUGAGCCACCUGCGGGCCUCCUCCACCUCCUACCGCCGCACCUUCGGGCCAGCGCCGUCGGGGAUGCUGGGCUCGGCCGGCUCCUACUCCUCCUCCUCGUCCCGCUUCGCCGCCUCCUCCUCCUCGGCCUCCUCGGCCUCCAGGCUCCGCUCCUCCCGCGGGGCCACGGCGGGCCCCCAGCUGCUGCUGCUGCGCCCGGGCCUCCAUCCUCGCUCGCCGGCGGCGCUCUUCGGGGAGAAGGGCCCGGCGCUGGACUUCUCGGGGGCCGAGGCGCUGAACGCGGAGUUCCUGGCCACGCGGAGCAACGAGAAGCUGGAGCUGCAGGAGCUCAACGACCGCUUCGCCUCCUUCAUCGAGAAGGUCCGCUUCCUGGAGGGCCAGAACGCCGCCCUCGCCGCCGAACUGGGCCAGGCCCGCGCCCAGGAGCCCCCCCGGGCCUCCCAGCUCUUCCAGGGCGAGCUCCGGCAGCUCCGCGGGCAGCUCCAGGCCCUGGCCAAGGACCGAGACCGGCUCCAGCUGGAGAGGGACAGCCUGGCCGAGGACCUGGAGGCCCUCAAGCACAGGCUGGAUGAGGAAAUGCACAAGCGUGAAGAUGCUGAGAAUAACUUGGUUUUGUUCCGCAAGGAUGUGGAUGAUGCCACUCUUUCUCGCUUGGAGCUGGAACGCAAGAUUGAAUCCCUCAUGGAUGAAAUUGAAUUCCUCAAAAAACUGCAUGAGGAGGAGAUGCACGACAUGCAGGUGAGCAUCCACAGCCAGCAGCAGGUGCAAGUUGAGGUGGAGCAGGCCAAGCCAGACCUGACGGCUGCCCUGAAAGAGAUCCGCACCCAGUAUGAGAGCAUCGCUGUCAAGAAUCUUCAAGAGGCUGAAGAGUGGUACAAAUCCAAGUUUGCUGACCUUUCGGAUGCAGCCAACAGGAACCAUGAGGCGCUUCGCCAGGCCAAACAGGAGAUGAAUGAAUCCCGGCGCCAGAUCCAGAGUCUCACCUGUGAGGUGGAUGGGCUCAAAGGAACUAAUGAAGCCUUGCUGAGGCAGAUGAGGGAUCUGGAGGACCAAUAUGGGGCUGAGGUGGGCUCGUACCAGGAUACCGUGGGACGGCUGGAGCAGGAGAUCCAGCACAUGAAGGAAGAGAUGGCACGGCACCUGCGGGAAUACCAGGACCUGCUGAAUGUCAAGAUGGCUCUUGACAUUGAGAUUGCCACUUACCGCAAGCUUCUAGAGGGGGAGGAGAGCAGGAUUACUGUUCCUGUCCAUUCCAUGGCAUCUCUCAGCAUCAGGACUACAGUUUCAGAGCCAGAGCCCACUGUAGAGACCCAUACAAGGAAGACAGUACUGAUCAAAACCAUUGAGACCCAGGAUGGAGAGGUGGUGACUGAAUCCAGGAAAGAGCAGAGGGCUGAGAUAGAGAAGUGAUGCUGGCUACACCCAGUGCCUCCCAGAUGCCAUGGAGAUGGGCACUAAAGCUAACCAAUCUACAGAAGAAGUCCCAGCAGCAGAUUCCCCCAUUUCCUCACAAAGCCACACUGGCCUUACUGAUGAUAAUGAUAAUGAUAAUGAUACUUCUUACCUCUGACAACUUUCCUGCACUGUCUGCCAGGCUUCACAAACCAGUUAUACCCCUUAAUGUGCACCUCUAGCCUUCCUGAGGUCAGCCUGGUUGUGAUCCCAGCAAUAACCGCCCACAGUCUGGGGAGUGGGUGAUGCCACUCUUCUUCAUCCUACUCUACUCUUCCAGUGCCUCUUUUCUUUUUUACCACACCUUCUCUCAUCUUGCUCAGUAAAGCCCCAUCCCAUCCUAUAUCAGUAUUCUCUUGUGGAGGAGAGAAAGGUUUCUUUCUUGAUCCAGAUCAAGCCAUGUGAGGCUUAGGUGUGCCAGGUAUAUUUGGAUUAAAACCUUGAGUAUAAUCACAAGGUCCACAGAAUUCAAUGACUGUGCAAAAUGGCAGAAUCUUGAUAUCUGGCAAGUCUAGCUAGGCAACACCAACCUAGAAACACCAAAGAGAACCAAAUGUUUGGUCACCAUUUAAUUCUCUGUGUUAACCACUAUAACCAAUCAUUCCUUACAGAGAUUCUCAACUGAUCUUCUUAUCAAGAUUAUAAGUGGAAGCUAUGUACCACUAAGUUCCUGAUUCUUGCCUCUGUCAUGAAUUCACCAGAUGGCCUUAGCCAGUCAUCUCUCUUCCUCUCUCAACCUCAGUCUCUCACUAGCUCAUUCCCCUCUCCCCCAGGCCUGCAACAUGAGGGAGAAUACCACUGAAUUCCCUUACAAGGUUGUUGUAAGGAUAACAAGAUAAAUGCAUGCAAGGCACUCUGAACCCUUGAAAGUGCUGUACAAAUGCUACAAAUAAUCAUAUUCCUUAAGUACUGUAUUCACAAAUGCCCCCAAUAAUAAUAAAUGAAAAAUAGAUUAUUGAUUCCAUUUUAAAAGAAAUGUAUGUUUUCAAGGAUAUUCUUAUAAAACCAAAAACACUCAAAAGAAAAAGGACAGGUCACUGACAAGUUGAUUGAUAUGGUUUAUCACUGGUUCUUAACACUGAUGGGACACAAUGGCAACCUUUCAACCCAAACCUUUCCUCAGAAGUAAGUCCCACUGAAUUCAAUUGGUCUUAAUCCUAGACAGUUUUAUUCUCAUACAGCAGCCUUGGAGUGACAUUACUUUGCCUUCAUAAAUAACUCUUUAUCACAGGCCACUUGUAUGCCUCUAACAUGCUAGCUUCCUUUCCCCAGUUUGAUUAAUGUUGGGCUUUUGGGACUUAAACCUAAAUAAAUGUGUUUUGUUUUAUUUAUUGCAGGCUUCAAGUAACAUUAUUUUGCCUUUCUUCUUUAGAGGCAAAUCAUACACCUCGAAAAUGAUAACUCUUUUCCUGAAUCAGAUAAACUUUGGGUCUUGCUGAGACAAUAUUUCAAGAUUGCAAGUCCUUGACAGCUCAUCUGACCUUCUCCUGCCUUCCAAAGCAGUCUCCCUCUCCUCUACUCACUUCAUUGUGUUCUUGUGGAAACCUCACACUCUCAUUCCCCCUCUGGUCAAGUCCUAUGUGGUACAAAAAGGCACCAAAGUCAAUUUUGCUGGUCUCAGUCCAGAACACCACUGGGUUCCCCCUUCAUUUGUAUUGCAUACAGGGCAGUGUCACAGAUGUGAGAAAGGCAGAGGACCAAAUGGUUUUUAGAGUCUACAGCAGCAUGUAGACAUUGCUUUCACACGUGCUGAGCCAAAGGUGAUGGUUUAAAAAUACUGAAGGAAUAUGCCUACAUCUAACAAUUGUGAUUCCUUACCAUGAGUGGGUGUUGAUUACUUCCUGCUGGCCAAUAGAAAUGCUAUAUAUAAUGAAAAGAGAUUGCUAUCUGUAGACUCUAGGAUUUGUUUUGGUGGACCAACACAAUGAUAUGUUUAUUACACAUAAUUAAGUGGCAUGAAUGUUUUGCUGGCACAAGCUGUAGCUUCUCGUGGAUGCUAAAGAUAGUGUCUUAUAAAGAUAGCUUCUCAGAUCCAGGUUUCUAAUGGUUAUGUUUGUUCUCAGAUUUUAAUCACUUUUAUCACCUUGUCUUUUGUCUUUGCUUCAGCAGUGGUGGCAGAUAACUUCUUCCAAGAUAAAAUCCUCUGAGUGAGUGAUACAUUCCAUUCGGUUUUAGUCCAAAUUUAAAAGAGCCGUCCAAGGUUUUGAACAUAUUGUCAGGACAGUGUUCCGUAUCAUGGACAGUGUCUUUAAAAGUGCAGACAAGGAGCUGGUUUAUUACCCCAUUUAAAUGGAAGCUAUCACUACACUUCAGCCCUCCUACUAGCUGCCAUUUUGUUUUUACUUCUACCUCUUCUUCUCUUCACAUUCCAUACUCCCUUCCUUCAUUCAACUUCAUGACGACCACAGGUAUAGGCACUGCAUGUCUUGCCAUGUUGAUUGAUCAGAGAAAAUUUCUUCCUUUCCACCUUAAACCAUGGGAGCCACUUGGUAGGCAGGGAGAACUGUUUUCCUCUUUUCUUUAGUCACGUCCCUGUGCAGGAAAUCACCAGAGAGACACAUGUUUUUGAAGGCAUCUUUCACCUCUCCAGUCCUCUCAGAGUCUAGACUGGAGAGGGGCAACUGUGGUGUGGGGAAUAACCCGCCCUGAACCCACUAGGGGCUGCCUUCUAGUACCACUGCUACUGAUCUUGCCCCUGUGUUGAUGAAUUUUGGAGGCAGAGCAGUCACAGAAUAAAGGCAAUAUCUUUUUUUAAAACAAGAUUGGCAGAAAGCAUGAUUCAAGCAGAAUCAUGCUUCCAGGAGACUUUGCAGAGUACAACUUGAAAACAAGGGACUCAUUUUCCAUUUUAAUUGAAAAUUGCAGCAUAUUGCUGCUACAGUGAUGAGGGACAGUGGACAACUGACUGUACUUCUCAUUCCCACUCUAGAUGAGUAACUCAAUUGGAAAACAGGUUUUUGUUAGUAAAAAAUACAUUUCUCUGGAAGAAAGCUUUGUGGUGGCUUUUGAAGCCGCUGCUAUCAGUGUAAUUGGUCUCUGUGCCAAGUCCAUUUCUCAACAUGCUAUUUCCCAAUCUGUUUGAGCUGAAUGGCUUGCCUUCACCAAUGUUGUUGUUAGCUGUAUCUUCAUCCAACUGCUUUAGGACCCCGUUUCUUAGCAGGUGGCCAGUGAGCUAAAAGGUCUGUCUGGCCUCAUCACCAUUCAUCUUGCAUUUUUCUUUGUCACCCAUUCAUUGUGUCUGCUGCCUGUUUUUAGUGGCCAGCAUCUCAGAUACUACUCAUGCAGGUAAUAUUUAGUUUUGUAAAGGAAAUGACAAAUGGGGCUUGGCAGCAACCAAGCAUACUGGAUACAUGGCAGGCCAAGAAGUGGGCUUGCUCUUUCCUCUCAAUGUCCCAUUGAACUGCUACUGGUGUGGGCAAUUACAGCCUUUCAGAUAUUGAACUACAAGUCCCCUCAGCCCUCACCAUUGACUAUGUGCUGUGACUUGCAGUCCAAUGCCAUCAGGAGGAUCUGGCAAUUCCCAUCUCUGCUGUAGAGCCACCAUAUUACAUGAAUAAAACUUUUUAUCCCAUAACAGAUCCUUUAAAAUACAGUUCAUGUACCUAUACGGCUAGUCUGAAGGCACUGUACAAAGAAAGAUGUAGCUCUCAGGGACACUUCUGGCAAAACUGUUCAAGAAGAUGCAACACAACAAAAUCAGGAGCGUAAUGGAGGCUUGGUGAGUCAAUGAAGGGAUCAGUAGCAUAAGGCCUUCUAACUUAGAAGAGGAGAGAAACUAGCUUACAAGGAAGCCUGCACAUACUGUAUCAUCAUUAUUCAUAAUUUCUUUGAUGUUUUAGAUAGGAGUUCACUGUAAGAAUGCCCUUAGCUAUCCCAUUUUACAUCUGUAUUUUUAACUUUCAAGAACUUGGCUAGUUCUCUUUUAAACACCUCCUAGAUACAGUAUUAUUAAUUGCAACAGUAUCAGAAUGUGACAGAUAAGGCCCCUAUAGGUUUUUUUCUUUUCCGUUUCUGUUCCCUUGUUGAAGGAAGAACAGUUCAGUGUUUUUCAAGCCUUGAUUUAACUUUUUGAAAGCUUGCCUUAGGCUGAGAACCUAAACGUGAGCAAGAUAAUUUGGAUGUCUCAGUUUCCAUUUUUCUCCAAGUCUUCCAAACCCUUUGAAGCUUUUAUUUCUUUGUCGUCUGUGGAGUCUUUCUCCCCUUCUGGUCUAUAAAACCAAAAGUUGACUUGACAGCUGAAUUCUAAGUAUGUUUACUUGCCAGCUUCUCUUAAUGAUCUCAGUUUCCCAGUUCUGUUAUGUUGCAAUGCACUUAGGAAUUUACUUAGAAUACAACUCCCAAAAUGCCCCUGUGACUCGAAGAUUCUGGGAGUUGUAGUCCAUACCUUCUGGAAACUCUGCCUAUAACUGAGAAAUUCCAUUAUCCAGAUAACUGUUAUAUCUGGUUCCAGAAUUGCUAACUUGCAGCUUCAAAAGCCCAUCUUUAAUAUUAAUAACGCAAAAGGAAACUGUGCCCCUACCCCUUCUGGCUGCCCCUUACUUUUAUGGCCUACACCUCUGCCAUGGGACAAUUUUAACGUUGCUGCAAUGGGGUGGAGGGGGGCAGAAAAAGAAUAGCAUUUGUAUGUGUUCAUCCUAGUUAAAGAGGCUUUAGCAUUUGAACCUGAUAUCUUUCUGAGUAGAUCAUACUUUAGGGCAAUAACAGAUGGUUUAAGAUUGAGCUAUUUUGUAUUUGGUGGAGAUCUGACUUGCAGAAAAUGCUUCAUUGUUUCUCUCAUCUGUAAGAGAUUUGACGGAUGUUUUAGUCUGCUUAUGGUAGUUUUUGGGAGCUGGCAUUCAAAAUAAAGAGGAAAUAGCCCAAAAAUGCACAAAAAACUAAAGAGGAGAUUGUUCCCAAUUAGUGGCCAUUCAUUUUGUUUUCCUUUUAUUUGGGACAACUAUCUGGAUAACUAUUUUUCCUUCAGAUCCUGUUCUGAACAUCGACAGUCACAGAAAUGAAGCAAGAUUUGCAAAUUUGUCACAGUUAUAAAAUUGUCCCUCUGGCAAAACAGCAGGAGCAGCACCACUUUCCAGCCUCUAAGUCUGCAAUCUCAUGCACUGUGUAGUAUGUUCAACUCUGUAAAGGACUGGGUUGCACCAUAAUUCAAAACUUUCUGAGAGUGAUUCCUUAUGUGAUGGCAUUAGCACAUGGCACAGUUCCAAUUCUGGAUUUUUGACACCUCUUUCAGCCUUACUUCUAUAUUUUUCUUUAUUAUUCCCCCUUGAUAAUAGGUUUUGGAUCACAGAAUUCUCCUAUAUGGGUUUUGGUGCUGAUUCCCUGUUGGUUCCCCAUACUCCUACUCACAGCUGGUGAAAACACCCGGUGCUAUUCCUCCAUAAGAACAGAUCAGUGCCCUAAACCUGAUCCACUCAAUCUUGGCACAAUCUUGGUUUGGUUAACCAUACUGUGCUAAUUAGCCAUCAGGCCCACUCUUCUGUGUUCUACCCCCAGCAUGCUGUCAUAUAUUGGCUCUCUGGAAUAUCCUUCCUUACAAUCUGGCUUGUCUCACAAAUGUUUCACUCUGGGAAAGAUGAUGUAGUAUGCCCAGGUGACAAAACAAUCAAUCUCACACUCCCACAAAGACAACGCAGGGUAGCAUGGAAAUGGGAGUGGUUGCUGUAGAACUGUUUCUGAUGCUUUUUGAUCUCACCUGGAUAGUGACUGUUACUUAAUGCCACUUGGACAUUGUGUGCCAUGUAUUGCUUCCAACCAGCCAGUAAAUAUCAUA